AUGGACAAGCUGCGGCGGCUCGUUGACGACGCGUCCAGCGCUAUGCAGGACAAGCUCAAGAGUGGCGAGAAGGAGCUCCGUCGAGCAGCGAGCGACGCUGGAGUGCGGGCUCAGCAGGUGGCGUCUGACGCAGCCGACGAGACCAAGCGCCGCCUGCAGCGAAAGGCGGUAGAAGUCAAAGACGCUGCCAGACACAAAGCCGAGGAUGUGCAAAAUGCGGUCAAGCAUAAAGCUGAGGAAGCACGCGCAGCGGCGACCACAAAGGCCCGCGGCAUUGGCAAUACCAUGCUGCAGAACCUGCGCAGCAACCAGGAGCACGCCACGCGCCAGCUGCGUGAGAACGCCAGGUUGCUACAACGCUCGGCGAGUGACACAGUCGACGACCUGAAGAAGCGCGCACAGCAGAGCGCCACGGAGGCCACAAGCGCUGCUCAGGAUCGCGUCCGAUCCUCUAUGUCGGAGGGAACGGCUGAAGAGGACGUCGUCCUGCUGAUGCUGGGCUUUAUCGGGGUGUUCCUCUAUGGUUUUGGGUCGGCCAUGCCUCAUGCCAUGGCGAAGUACGCGCUGGAAAGAGCCAAGCUGGAGGGACAGGCAGCAGUGGAGAUGGAAGAAGCGGCUACAUCAGCUGCAAAGAAAUGA
This is a messenger RNA of Phytophthora nicotianae INRA-310, 639 nucleotides long. RefSeq lists its product as hypothetical. The transcript has 3 exons. The record is from RefSeq and is a predicted model, not a curated record. NCBI's taxonomy places the organism in Eukaryota, Oomycota, Peronosporomycetes, Peronosporales, Peronosporaceae. The coding region runs from base 1 to 639 and encodes 212 amino acids.